This is a messenger RNA of Prosopis cineraria, 1776 nucleotides long. Its product is annotated as histidine-containing phosphotransfer protein 1-like. Bases 1098 to 1559 code for a protein of 153 amino acids. Gene Ontology annotation, molecular function: protein histidine kinase binding; histidine phosphotransfer kinase activity. Gene Ontology annotation, cellular component: cytoplasm; nucleus. NCBI's taxonomy places the organism in Eukaryota, Viridiplantae, Streptophyta, Magnoliopsida, Fabales, Fabaceae. The transcript is spliced from 6 exons. Gene Ontology annotation, biological process: cytokinin-activated signaling pathway; phosphorylation; phosphorelay signal transduction system. The record is from RefSeq and is a predicted model, not a curated record.
GAUGAAAAUAUCAAACGAAAAAAAUGUGAAAAUAAACAUAGGUUUCCAGUUAAAUAUUUGCCCAAAAUGUGAGAAUAAAGGGUUAUGAUAAUGAUUAAUAAUAGCUUGUGGCAUAAGGACAUGCUCACUCAAAAAAGAAAAUGUUUUCAGUUAAAUAUUUGCUUUCAUUGAGCUUUUUAAAAUAGGUGAUGAUCCUGUUCUUAUUUGUCAAAGUCAUCAAUUUUAUUGAAUAGGGAUAAAAUAAAUCAAUUCGAGUCUCUUGAGAUAUCGUUGUCUAAAUUCACUCAAAUAGUAGCUAUGGCCAUUUUGUAGCUUUGAAACAUCAGCACUUCAGAAAUGGAUUAUCUCUGUUUCACAGGAGUUGGAUAGUUAUACUAUGCCCAACGUGAGGCAACAGAUAUUGUCAUGUUAUUCCCAUGCCGUGUCUCAUGCCCAUGCUGUUAAAUAUGCUUUGGCAAUUCAUGGUUUUAGCUUCUAAUGAUGUGCUGCUCUUCUAUCUGCUGGCAAAGCUUCUUGGACGCCAUUGUUUAUGACCUUAUUUAAUCUUUUAAAUUUAAAAUAAGUAAGCGAUUCCACUUUAUAUUAGCUUUUUGGUAAAUUUACAAAGCUCUGUUUUCUUUUACCAAGUAAAAGGAGAAACAUAAUUUUUUUUCAUUUAUUUUAAAACACUCUAAUUUUUUUUUUUAAGUGCUCAGUUCUGUGGGUUUCCAGUAGCUAGAGUGCAACACAUUUCACUACCCACCUUUCUUAAAGCCAGCAUAAUAUAAUAGUGUUAUUUGGAUUCAUAUCAUUUAAAUAAGGAUAAAAGUAACUGCCUUGCCAUUUGUCAUUGACAAUGGCAUUAAUGAUAAUUUGCAAAUUUUUGUGGUUAAUUGCACCAGAGCUCAUGCUUAACUCAUGACCUUCUGACAGAGUCUGUUUUGAAUGAUUUCUUAUUCAUCUAUCUGAUAGAUUUUGUUUCUAUCUGCAACUCAUUAGGCUUUCAUAUCUGUCUAAAAAGAAGUGCCCCCCUUCCAAGAUCAUCUCUUCCAACUUAAGCUUAAUUUUCCUUCUAGUUUCCUUCUUUUUGGCUGUUUCUGUUUUGCUCUCAACAGAAAAUGACUUUGCCAAUUCUCAGAGGAUUGCACCAGGACUAUUUGGAUUCAUUGCUUGAUGAGGGUAUAAUAAACGAUCAGUUUAAUAGAAUUCAUUCUCAGAGAACCGAGGAAUCAGAUUUUGUUGUUAAGCUCGUUGAAGCAUACUUCAGAGAUGUAGAAGCAAUCCUUUCAGAUCUUUCAAGUCAUGCUGAUGAGUCAAAUGUUGACUUAACCAAGUUGUCUGCGCUUCCUCGUGAAAUACAGGAUAAGAGCACAAGCAUUGGUGCAGAGCUUGUUAAGCAUGCAUGUCGUGAACUGAUUCAAGCUUGCGAUGAGAACCAUAAAAGAAAGUUUGAUCGAAGCCUGAUGUGGGUACAAAGUGAAUUUAGUCUUACCAAGACCAAGUUGGAGUCUUAUGUUCGGAUGGAGCGAAGGAUAAUCAGAUACGUGGAGUCAAAAUCACAAUCUUCAUCCUCGAGUUGAAUUCUCUCCUUCAGUUAGAUCAGAAGAAUGAGGAUGACGCCUCCAAGAUUGAAAUAAUGGGGUAGAAAACUGUUAACUGAAUAUUUUAAUGCCGCUUCAAGCUGUAUUGGUAACUGAAAUUGCUUGUAAGUUAAAACUUUAAAAAACGAGGAUGGUGCUUUCGAAAUCAAAGCCGUUGGUGAAAGUAUCACGUAUUGCCCUCUCUUCAGAUCUUAAA